Messenger RNA from Nicotiana tabacum (common tobacco), 858 nucleotides. RefSeq lists its product as uncharacterized. NCBI's taxonomy places the organism in Eukaryota, Viridiplantae, Streptophyta, Magnoliopsida, Solanales, Solanaceae. The record is from RefSeq and is a predicted model, not a curated record.
AUGGAGAUGUUGAAGCAGAUCCAGGUGAACAUUUCACUGAUUGAUGCCUUAAGGGAGAUGCCCGGUUAUGCAAAAAUGAUGAAGGACUUGAUGUAUCGCAAGUUUGACUUUCAAGACUUGGCAAUUGUGACACUAACCCAGACUUGUAGUGCUGUUAUAAUAAGACCUAUAGCGGAGAAGCUAUUCGACCCAGGGAGUUUCACAAUUCCGUGCACCAUAUGCAGCGAUGCUUUUGCCAAAGCAUUGUGUGAUUUGGGGGCGAGCAUAAACCUGAUGCCCUUGUCUAUAUAUAAAAGGUUAGGCAUUGGAAGGGCAAGAUCCACAUCCAUGUUACUACAGCUAGCCGACCGAACGGUGAAGAGGCCAUCAGUUGAUGAAGAGAUCCCCAUAAUUUUGGGGAGUCCAUUCUUGGCCACAUGGAGAGCUUUAAUUGAUUGUGAAACUGGGGAGCUAAAGAUGAGACUAAACGAUGAAGAAAUAAUGUUCAAUGUGCAAAAGUCUAUGCGGCGACCCAGUAAGUUUGCUAACUGCUCUUUGAUUGAAGCCGUGGAUGUGAUUCUGGAGGAGGAAAAUGAGGCACUGAACACAAAAGACCCUCUAGUAGCCUGCCUGAUAAACUUAGAAGAGGUAGAUGGUGAGGACUUGGCAGAGUAUGCUUUCUUAGGACCUAGUUCGACAUUUCCUGUUAUUAUCUCAUCUGUUUUGUUAGAUGUGCAAGUAGAACAAAUUUUGCAGAUUCUGAAGGAGUGUAAGACUGCAAUUAUGUGGACCAUUGCAGACAUAAAAAGUAUCAGUCCAACAUUAGGUAUGCAUAAGAUUCUACUGGAAGAUGGGCACAAACCUUCUAGAGAACAUUAA